AUGGCCAUGGACCUCUGCGGGCGAGCGCGGGCGACGUGCUUGUUCGCGCAGGGCGACGGCGUCGGCGGCGGCGGCGGCCCAGGGCGGAUCUCCAUUCUCCGGCCAUCUAUGGCUCCCCCCGAUGGUAACUCUGGUGAGAAUGAGGGGAGUAAGAAGGCUAAGAAGAAGAUUAAGAAGAAGAAGAAAGGCAAUCUAUGUGGCUUUAAGUCAAGGUUUAACUCAAAAAGGCUGGCUCAGAUUGGGAAGCAAAUAUCACCGGAAAAACAGAGAAUCAUAAGGGAGGGACCGUUUGGAGACUUGUUGGACAUCCGGUCUUUCAAGGUGCCCCAUGAGCUCAUUGAGUUUGUUGCGAUGAACACGAAUCACGUACUCUCUGAGUUCAAACACAAGAACAAAUCUAUCAUCUUCAGCAAGCUUAUGGUGAAAAGGAUUUUCAACGUGCCAUCCGGUGAUAGACCCGUGAAGAUUCUAAAGAAGAGUGAUGAACAUGAUCUUCGCAACAUUUACAAGGAGGGGAACAGGGCUCCAAUCGCCCAUGUUGUCAAGUUGCUCACUAGUUGCAGUGAGGAGGACGUGGAUAUGAUAAAUAGGACUUGGGCACUCCUUGCGUUGGCAACAGUUUUGUGCCCAGGCACGGGCAAUAUGGUGAACCUUGAGUAUCUUGCUUCCUUGGAAGAUAUGUCUUUGGUGCAUGAGUUCGCUUGGGAUGAGCACUUGUUGGCACGAGCGAUGGAGGAGGUUGGAGUCUUUCAAGAGAAGAAGAGGAUGCAAGCAAACGCAGAAAAAGAGUUCCAGAUUGCUUCAUGCCUCCCCAUGUUAGCGAUCAUAUACAUGGAUCAUGUUGAUAUCCCGGCUGGCCUCCCAAAUGAGCAUGCUAUUGAUUAUUCCGUGCCGAGGAUACGUUUUGUUUGCCAAAAGGAUUUUGAGUGGCUGGAUAAAGUUGACAAGAACAAGCUCACUCUUAUCCAACCUUUCUACGGGAAACACACCCAUAUCCGGAGUUUGUGCAACACCCCCUAUGCAGCACAACUUGUGGGACAGGAAGUUGGUGCUGAAGCAGCUAGUGGGCAGGGAGGUGGUGCUGAAGCACCUAGUGGCCAAGGAAUUAGUGGCCAAGGAAGCCAAGUUCAAGGUGCUGAAAAUCAAGCAAAGAACUCUCAAUCAAACGAGGCUCAACAAAAUGUUGAUGCUGAACCACACCUAUCAUCAUCGCUGAACGAGUGGCUGCAGCAAUCAUUCCCUAGCAUGCAAGAUCUAAGGGUACCAACUCAGUUUCAAAUGCUUUACGACAAGCACAAGGGUUUUUUUGCAGCGGAGGUGGAUGAUGUUGUAGGAAAGUUUGGACAGUGUUUAAAGGGAUUGCAGUGCAGCCGGAUGGCUGCCCUCCUUCGCGAUGUUGGAGACGCCGUCACAGCUACCAGUGAGCCCAACUUCUCCUUCGAAGCACCUAUCAUGGACGAAUGUCGCGGAAAAGAGAAUGAUGCUAAAGCUGCAAAUGAUGGCAUUGGUGCUCAAGCUCAAGCUGAAGGUACAACACCUAGCAUUAACAAGGAUGAAGUCACCGGAUUGAAGCAACAAGUAGCAACCGAGGCUGCUGAAACUCGUGAGCAACAACGAGUGAGUUUCGAGAUGGAAGGGAACGUCUCACCUCACAGCCCCCCACUCUUCUAUGAUGCACCCAGGAGUGCGACAGCUGUCAUUUGGGACGACGAACCAUCCUGUGAGUUGUUCCCAAAGGGCUCCGAAGACUACGAGAUGAUGCAUUGCACGGAUGAGCCUAUAACCAAGAAAAGCACAGUCAGCCCCAUUUUUGAAAACAUCCCCGUGUUCCCUGUUUCAGACGAUGAUGACAGCCCAACUCCUAAUAUGGUCGCUACAGAAGAGCAUUUUGUUGAGGCAAGCAGUGGCCCUAGCACACAUGACAAGAACACUAGGAAGAAGAGGAUGGCUAAAGUUCCAGCGGUAAAAAAUACCAAGGCAAAGAAGCAAAAGGUUGAUGCAGCUGCAGCCAUGUAUGAGAAGUAUGUAAAGCAUGGGAAACCAUUGACGAGAUCACAUGCCAAUGAACAAGUGUGA
Triticum dicoccoides is the source of this 2076-nucleotide messenger RNA. RefSeq lists its product as uncharacterized. The transcript has 7 exons. The coding region runs from base 1 to 2076 and encodes 691 amino acids. The record is from RefSeq and is a predicted model, not a curated record. NCBI's taxonomy places the organism in Eukaryota, Viridiplantae, Streptophyta, Magnoliopsida, Poales, Poaceae.